This is a messenger RNA of Chara braunii, 1264 nucleotides long. Lineage: Eukaryota; Viridiplantae; Streptophyta; Charophyceae; Charales; Characeae. The record is from the annotation of a GenBank genome assembly.
AGGUGGAGCGAAGGUCGGUGGAGGUCGGCGGAGGUCGACGGAGGUGGAGCGGAAGUCGGUGGAGGUGGGCAGAGGUCGACGGAGGUGGAGAGGAGGUCGAUGGAGGUGGGCGGAGGUCGGCGGAGGUCGGUAGUGGUGGAGCGGAGGUGGGCGGAGGUCGGCAGAGGUGGAGCGGAGGUGGGCGGAGGUCGACGGAGGUGGAGCGAAGGUGGGCUGAGGUGGGCGAAGGUCGGCGAAGGUCGGCGGAGGUGGGCGGAGGCGGGCGGAAGGGAUUGGGAUCCGGAUCGGGAAGCAGAAGCAGAGGUAGCGGACUUGCCACGUGGCGAUCUUCUCAUGUGGGAGGGGGAAGCAGCGGAGGGGCCGGGGAAUCUCUCUCUCUCUCUCGGAGGGAACCGCGAUGAUCCUUCGACCCCCUUUUCAAUCAAUCGGGCCGAGGUGGGUGUAGAGGAGGUGGCCGCGUGGACCGCAGAUGGGCCGAUGUGCGCGGAGGUGGGCAGAGGUCGGUGGAGGUGGGCAGGUGGAGCGAAGGUGGGCAGAGGUGGGUGGAGGUGGGCGAAGGUGGGUGAAGGUGGGCAGGUGGAGCGAAGGUGGGCGGAGGUGGGCGAAGGUCGGCGAAGGUGGGCGAAGGCGGGUGGAGGGGAUCGGGAUCGCGAUCGGGAAGUGGAAGCGAAGGUAGUGAACUUGCCACGUAGCGAUCUUCGCACAUGGGAAGGGGAAGUGGUGAACUUCCCACGUGGCGAUCUUGUCACGUGGGAGGGGGAGGCGUGGCAAACUUGCCACGUGGCGAUCUUGGCACGUGGAGGGCAAGGUGGCGAACUUGCCACGCUACAUGGCGGAGGUUGGGAAGCCGUCGGAAGCGAAGGUGGAGGAGAACACGCAGGGGGAGGCGUAGGCGGAGUCGGAGCCGGAAGCCGAGGCAGAGGAGGUGGAGAAGUCGGCGGAAGCGCAGGUGGAGGAGGACAUGCAGGGGGAGGCGGAGGCGGAGCCGGAGCCGGAAGCCAAGGCGGAGGAGGUGGGGAAGUCGGCGGAAGCGGAGGUGGAGGGGACAGGCAGGGCCCACUUGCCACGUGGGCCACUUGGCACGUGGCCAACUUGGCACGUGGCGAUCUUGCCACGUGUCGAGCUUCCCCGUAAACUGCAUCGGGAUGACGGCGACAACAGCAGGGGAAGAAGAAGAAGAAGAAGAAGAAGAAGAAGAAGAAGAUUGAUUGAUUGAUUGAUUGAUCGAUUGGUGCCGACUCGCGAAUCAAUCAAUCAACCAACC